UUGGCUAAAUCGUCCAGCUUCUGCGCAGAGUGAUCUCCGGGAACGCACCCAGUGCAUUUGCUUGAUGUUUAUACCACAAAUUCAUAAACUGCUGUGGGAUCUUAUUUUUUUUUGGUGUUCAAAAAAGUUUAAAUAAUUAUGAAGCUGGAAGCGUACUGACCCAGGCUCUGCAUUGUGACCUCAUCAUCAUCGCCGCGGCAACAGGAAGACAAUGGAUUCCUGCUCCUCCAAUAGCAGCGGCCGGCAGCCCAGCUCUGUGUCUUCAGGCCAGUCCCGCGAGUACAAGCUAGUGAUGCUGGGGGAGGGAGGGGUGGGCAAGAGUGCGAUAAUCAUGCAGUUCAUCAGCCACAGGUUUCCAGAGGAUCACGACCCCACCAUCGAGGAUGCUUAUAAAACUCAAAUCAGAAUCGACAAUGAGCCAGCCAACCUGGACAUACUGGACACUGCUGGACAGGCUGAGUUCACUGCGAUGAGGGAUCAGUAUAUGCGCGCCGGCGAGGGCUUCAUCAUCUCCUACUCCAUCACAGACCGGCGCAGCUUCCACGAGGCACGCGAGUUCAAGCAGCUCAUCCACCGCGUGCGCAGGACCGCCGACACGCCCGCUGUGCUGGUGGGGAACAAGUCCGACCUGCAACACCUGAGACAGGUGUCGCGGGAGGAGGGGCAGGGGCUGGCGCGGGAGUUCCAGUGCCCAUUCUUCGAGACCUCGGCCGCGUUCCGCUUGUUCAUCGACGACGUGUUCGUGGCGCUGGUGCGGCAGAUCCGACAGCACGAGAAAGAGGCUGUGAUCGCCAUGGAGAGGAAGAGCCGGCACCACACCUCGGUCUGGAAGAGACUCAAAUCACCGUUCAGGAGGAAAAAGGACUGAGCCGGGAGCACACACUGUACACACGCACUCUCACACGCACGCACUGUCUCUCACAUGCUGUACACACGCACUGUGUCUCACACGCUGUACACAAGCACUGUCUCUCUCCCACACUGUACACAUGCACUGUGUCUCCCACACUGUACACACGCACUGUCUCUCACACACGCACUGUCUCUCACACACGCACUGUCUCAUACACACAAUGUACACACGCACUAUCACACGCACGCACUGUCUCUCACACGCUGUACACAUGCACGGUGUCUCACACACUGUACACAUGCACUGUCUCACACACACACACACACACAGAGUGCCUCUCUUUUUAAAUUGGUUCAGAUCACUGUGCUGGAAGUAAAAAGCCCUAAAGCUGAGCAGAUCACACUGACACACACACACACACACAACACUCUAUUUUAAUAAUUUAAACCGCGGCAGUUCUGAGUACGUCCGCUCUCUAACUCUAUAUUAAUCCAGCCUCCGUCCCCCAUGUGUUUGUGGGGUUCUCCGGUCGCUUGGUUGGACCACACAGCACAGCCCGGGUCCACGUGCAAUGCAGGUUACAUGCAGGCACACUGAAACGCUUACAGAAACACACGCCUACUCUCCCUCUCCGAAACCACCUUCCUGACACCAUGGGAUCGGAGCUCAGUGCUUUAACCCUUCGUGCGCAGAGCAGCUUGGAAGAUGGUUUGGUCUAGUUGGAAGCCUCUUUCAGUAUUUCUCAAUCCAGCACUACUGACUGUUUUAAUGGUUAUGGAUGAUACAGCAUCGCCCGAUCCACUCGAUACAUGAAGAAAAACAGCAGAUACCUACACUGUUGGACUUGUAGUGGGAUUUAGGUUUGUUUUAGCAUUUCUUAAUUUGGCUCAUAAUGUGGUUACACUAGCACUUAUAUUCUUGUUAUAAGGCUGCAUGCAUGGCCUCUUAUUGGUGGGUCCCGACUGCAGCGUUAUAAAUGAUUAAUUUUCUGAAUUUUAUGUUCGGAGGACUAGAUUUAUUUUUUUGCUUUGCAAGAGCACAAGGUAAGGGUAAAAAAAAAAAGAAUGGAUUUGUGUUCUGAGGUGCUGUUUAGACAGAGACGCGCUGUCGAUGAUUAUUGAUUCCCUCUCUGUGUCUCACACCCACGUUAUUGAUUAUUAGGUUGCAGUUUUCUUGCUCUGGUUGUGUAGCUCUGCUGUGGGACUGCGGGCUGUUAAACCUGGUUGACUGUGCUGCACUGACCCUGCUGUGCGCUGCCAGACAGUGCCUUGUGCUUUCUUAGAUACAGCGAGACUCCCAGAGUGAGUUACUCGACACCGCAGCCAGCACAGCCACCAAACCACAAAGAAUCAUCUCGCAAUUGUAUUGUAGUAUGAAGUUCAUUUAUUUUAAUUUAGGAUUAUAAGAAGUGGUUUAUCUUUUAUGGGGUGCGCUAAUGACAGUUUGGAGUGAACAGCUCUGAGAUCCGUAGGCUCUUCCUGCUGUCCUGAGCAGAAUGUCAACCAAGCCUUUAAAACCCCAUUCUCCUGCUCCCUCAGCCAACCCCCCCCCCCCCCCACACACACACGCAGUCUAUUCUCUCCUUCUGACUCCUCCCUCCUCCACCUUUACAUCAUCUUAACCCUCUUCAUGGUCAUCCACCUGCCUUUGAUCAUGACAACUUCACUUAAAGGGGUAGCUUUGUAGGACGGCCGUCCAUUUCCCUUCCCUGUGUCUUGAGCCCCCUUCCCUUACCCAGGUGGUCUCCUCCUCGGUCCACUUCCUUUUUGUCCCGCAGACAGAACAGCGACUCCUCCUCAGGCCAGGAAUCCUUCUGCUCGGACGCUGGGUCACACAACUUGACCCUUUUCCUGGAUACACUGACCUAACUGUCCGUGUCCUCCGAACCCGACAGGACACUGUCCACUUGCGCCUCCCGUUCCUGGUGGGGAGCUCUGGCUGAGACGCCACUGAGUGAGAUCAGACUCCGAGGGAAGGAGCUCCAAUGCAGCUUCUGCAGAAUCAAUGAUGAGCUGAACGCAGAGUCUCUCUGUCGCUUUCCAUCUCCCCCUCCCAGGCUGAUAUAGACCGAUGCACACUCAGUACGAUGCUUUUCCAAGCCUUUAAAACCCCAUUCUCCUGCUUCUUAAACUACACAGCAGAGCUGGUAAAAUACUCGCAGGAAAUCCUCUCGGAUGUGCAUCACCGUCAUUUCAUAGGUCUUGAAUUUUCCUGUCUUUGGUUUGAUUUAUUUAUUUAUUUUUUUUAAUGCCAUUACCUUUGGGUAAUAUGACCUUGCCAGGUGGAGAACAUGUGGCAUUGCAUUUGAAUCAUAGCCUAUUACUGCAAUACAGUAUUUUUUUUUAUAUAUCAGUAAAUGUAAUUCCUUUAGUAGCAUUUUAAAUACACAGUUUACAUAGAAUGUAAGAAACUGUAAUACCUACAAAUGAAUUGCAACUCCUAUUAGGUAAGAUUGACUUGUUAGUUUUAUUAAAAGUAAGCAAGCUUUUCAUAGAUCUCUCGUUUCACUGUGAUGACAUACUUCAGCUGCUUGUUUUAUUUGGGGUAGGUUUGGUUUAUAUGCACCAUUCAGCCCUCAGUCUCUGGUGUUUGCAGUGCGACUGCAGUGUGAGCUGUUUUAAAGAUAAAGGGGUUGUUUGUAUGAACACUUUCCCAGUUGUAUUUGAUUAGUUGGUCCCAAUUAGUUUGGAUGAUUAGAGGUUCUGCUGUAUUACCCCUCAGCAUUGUGACUGGAGAAAUAAGGCAGUGUGGUUCUGGUCACCUAGUUACAAAAAGAAUAUUGCUGCUCUAGAAAGAGUGCAAAGAAGAGCAACCAGAAUUAUCCCGGGUUUAAAAGGCAUGUUGUAUGCAGACAGGCUAAAAGAAUUGAAUCUAUUCAGUCUUGAACAAAGAAGACUACGCGGCGAUCUGAUUCAAACAUUCAAAAUCCUAAAAGGUAUAGACAAUGUCGACCCAGGGGACUUCUUUUGAUCUGAAAAAAGAAACAAGGACCAGGGAUCACAAAUGGAGAUUAGGUAAAAGGGCAUUCAGAACAGAAAAUAGGAGGCACUUUUUUACACAGAGAUUUGUGAGGGUCUGGAACCAACUCCCCAGUAAUGUUGUUGAAGCUGACAACCUGGGAUCCUUCAAGAAGCUGCUUGAUGAGAUUCUGGGAUCAAUAAGCUACUAACAACCAAACGAGCAAGAUGGGCUGAAUGACCUCCUCUCGUUUGUAAACUUAUGUUCUUCAUGUGUUCUUAAAGAAAUGGGCUUGUAACCAGGAGGUCCCCGGUUCAAAUCCCACCUCAGCCACUGACUCGUGUGACCCUGAGCAAGUCACUUAACCUCCUUGUGUUCCGUCUUUUGGGUGAGACGUUGUUGUAAGUGACUCUGCAGCUGAUGCAUAGUUCACACACCCUAGUCUGUUAUCUUGUAAAGGGCUUUGUGAUGGUGCUCCAGUAUGAAAGGCGCUAUAUAAAAAUAAAGAUUAUUAUUAUAUCCCCCCCUCCCCCCAAAAAAAAGUACUCAAAACAAAGUAAUCUCUCCUCCUCUCAUCGCUACAAUUUAGUACCAAUCUAUGGCAAUUCACUUCUGCAUUGUUUUAAAAGCUGACUGGAAGCUCAGUUUCCUCUCAUCCGGGUUGUAAAGGUGGGGAAAGGACAGUGUUUCUUGUUUUGCGUUAUCAGCACACCCUAUAGCAUUAAAGUGAGAGAGGGGAGGGGGGAGAGAGACUGUUUGGUAUUCAUUUUGUCCGCCCGAUUUGUGCUGAGACUGGAACCUUGGAUUUGCACUUUCUUUUCUGAACUCGUCUCUCCGUUUUGAAGAAGCCGUGUUGAAUGUCGGAGACCUGCGAAGGAUGCACGGUGUGAGAUUCCCAGCAUCGUGUUUCCUAAUGACUGUGCGCAUCUACACGUGGAAUUGUAUUUAUUGUAUUUUUGUUUUAGUUUUUGUUUCUGUUUAGUAAAUGUUACAAAAACUCAUGAGAAUGACUUCCUUCAAAUAUUGAAAUAAAUGCCUUCUGUGAUUUCCUUUUGUAAGUAUGAAGAUUCUAACAAUAAAGUGCCAGGUCCUUACAAUAAACCAGAAUUGUUGUUGAAUUCAUAUUUAGGAUUGUUACAGAACUUUUACUUGUAAUGUUUGAAUAAUAUUAAUAAUAAAAGUUUGACAUUCAUUCUAAUUUGAAGAGUACUGCAACAUUCUCCGUCGAGUGCAAAGCUGUGCAUUGGCAGACCACUAGAUGGCGCUGGCUCUUGUAUAAAGAUACUUUCGCUGUCCUAGCUAGCCUGCGGUGCACGUCUCUGUGGCAUGGAGCGUCUGAACUCUGAUGAAAGCAAUUUAACACGGCCUUAUGAAGAAAUAAAAUAACAAUGUUAUUGAAGCUCCGUACUGUUUAAACAAACCAAUUGCACUACCCUAAACACCCACCUGUAUUGAACGCUGUUUGGAACCGGACCAGAAAGGACUCGUUUAACUGAUAAUUAGGAUUUCUUUUGUAUAGAUUUUUUUUUCAUUGGCGUCGUUUACUUGUUUCUUCCAUUUGGCAAUUUGUUAACAGUUUGUGUGAAACGUUUGUUUAAAAAUAAAAAUAAAAAUAUUG
Molecule: messenger RNA, 5429 nt
Organism: Acipenser ruthenus (sterlet)
Lineage: Eukaryota; Metazoa; Chordata; Actinopteri; Acipenseriformes; Acipenseridae
Product: GTP-binding protein Rit1-like
Exons: 6
Coding region: 212-868 (218 amino acids)
Biological process (GO): Ras protein signal transduction
Cellular component (GO): plasma membrane
Molecular function (GO): GDP binding; calmodulin binding; GTP binding
Source: RefSeq, a predicted model, not a curated record